Schizosaccharomyces japonicus yFS275 is the source of this 1319-nucleotide messenger RNA. Its product is annotated as NADP-dependent leukotriene B4 12-hydroxydehydrogenase. The coding region runs from base 86 to 1141 and encodes 351 amino acids. Lineage: Eukaryota; Fungi; Ascomycota; Schizosaccharomycetes; Schizosaccharomycetales; Schizosaccharomycetaceae. Gene Ontology annotation, molecular function: oxidoreductase activity, acting on the CH-CH group of donors, NAD or NADP as acceptor; oxidoreductase activity. The transcript has a single exon. The record is from RefSeq and is a predicted model, not a curated record.
UGUAUAAAUAGGUUUAACGGUUCCUCAUUUUUUAACUCCUACAUCUAAAGAAAUCAAAUUUAUACUUAAAAUUUAUAGUUUAACUAUGUCCAAGACGAACAACGCUGUCAUUGUCAAGGAGUUGAUGCCUCCUCACAGCGGGUACCCUGUGGUUGGAAAGAACAUUGCUUUCGCGAAGCGCCCAUACGAUGAAUCAAAAUUAAAGGUCACCGAGGAUUUCCCCCUGCUGGUCAAAGUUUUAUACCUUUCAAUCGAUCCUUACCUUCGUGGACGCUUUGAUGCCUCUUCAUAUGACUCUUAUGUGCCACCCUUCGAGCAAGGAGCUCCUGUUUGCGGAUUUGCCGUUGGAGUUGUUGUUGACUCUGCUUUGGACCAAUUUAAGAAAGGACAGAAUUUAAUCGGUCUUUUUAAUUGGGAGGAAUAUGCGUUGGUACACAAAUCAGUGCUUCAAUAUGUUUACCCUACUCCUAAAGGCGCAAAUUUGCCUUUAAUUGACUAUGUUGGUGUCCUUGGAAUGCCAAGUCAGACGGCUUACACUGGGCUGAAACUUGUUGGUCAACCCAAAGCUGGCGAAACAAUCUUCAUUUCAGCUGCAUCUGGGGCUGUUGGCCAAAUGGCCGGCCAAUUAUGCAAAGCGGCUGGACUUUAUGUUGUCGGCAGUGCCGGUACUGACGAAAAAGUCGAGUUUCUUAAAAACGAACUUCACUUUGUUGCGGCCUUUAACUACAAAAAGGAGAAGCCACUCGAAGCACUCAAAAAGUACUGCCCCAAGGGAAUUGACAUUUACUUCGAAAAUGUUGGUGGUGAAACACUGGAUGCCGUUCUAAGUGUCGCCAACCGUUUUUCGCGUAUCAUCGGGUGCGGAAUGAUCAGUCAAUACAAUGCCAAGGAACCUUAUCCUUUAAAAAACAUCAUCAACAUUGUAAAGAAAAGCAUUACGUUUCGUGGAUUCAUCGUUUCGGACUAUUUUCAUGAGUACCAAAAGGAGUACUAUGCAGACAUCCCAAAACUUGUUCAUGAGAAGAAGCUCAAGUACAGAAUUGAUGUUACCAAGGGCCUUGAAAAUGCGCCUGACGUAUUCUUAGGCAUGCUUCACGGUAAGAAUUUUGGCAAGUCAAUUGUUGAAUUAGUCUCUGAGUAAGACAUGUCAUAUGUAAGAAGAAGCACUGGCAGCAUUCCAUCUAUAUUUGACGUUUUUUAUACAUUAGCUCUGAUGAUUAUGCCUAAAUUUUACGAAUAUCAUUUUUUGGAGAAACUUUUAUUUUAUUAAUUAAAAAAAAAACGAGGUUACUAAUAUUUGCAGAGUAUUAUAGUAGUAA